Molecule: messenger RNA, 1089 nt
Organism: Penicillium atrosanguineum
Lineage: Eukaryota; Fungi; Ascomycota; Eurotiomycetes; Eurotiales; Aspergillaceae
Product: YggS family pyridoxal phosphate enzyme
Exons: 1
Coding region: 1-1089 (362 amino acids)
Cellular component (GO): intracellular anatomical structure
Molecular function (GO): pyridoxal phosphate binding
Source: RefSeq, a predicted model, not a curated record
AUGGAAGGCGGUGAAACCGUUUUUGGCACUGACAGCUCCCCACGUGACUCGGGAAUCUCCGCGGAGUUGAUGCCUCAGGCUCUUAUCAGACCUAUCGGUGUCUAUUUGGAUUCCGUUUCUCUUUUCUCCAAUUGUGUCUGCUGCCGUGUCAAGACAGCUAUCCUCUGCUCUUCAAUCGAUACCCUCUAUUCUCCUCUACCAAUUACCUCCAGCAAACCCACAACCAACACCAGCAUUGCCAUGACCACCCCAUCCACCAACCCACCCACCAUGGCCACCAUCCCCGCGCGCACCUCAGCACUUGUCGCAAACCUCUCCGCCGUAACAGCCCGCGUCACAACGGCCUUAACAGCAUCCCAAACGCCAAACAAACCCGUCCGCCUGGUCGCAGUCUCAAAACUCAAACCCGCCUCGGACGUCCUAUCCCUCCACCAACCCCCAACAUCCCACCUCCAUUUCGGCGAAAACUACAUCCAAGAGCUCCUUGAGAAAUCCCGCCUCCUCCCCCCAACAAUCAAAUGGCACUUCAUCGGCGGCCUCCAAUCAAAUAAAUGCGUAACCCUCGCCCGCGACGUCCGCGGCCUCUGGGCCGUCGAAAGCGUCGACACCGAGAAAAAAGCCUCUCUCCUCAAUAAAGGACGCGGCGAACGCACCCCCUCACCCGAAGAGCUCGAGGCUGACAGUGCCUCCGGGGAAACGGAUACCAGACUCCGUAUCUACGUGCAGGUGAAUACAUCCGGCGAGGAGAAUAAAGCGGGUAUUGAGCCUGGCCAGGCGGCUGGGUUGGCAAGGUUUAUUCGAGAUAAGUGUCCUAGGUUGAAGUUGCAGGGUGUUAUGACUAUUGGAGCGAUUGCGAGGUCAAAGGCCACAACGGUGGAGAAUGAGAAUGAGGAUUUUGUUUGUUUGAGAGAGACUAGGGAUCGGAUCGUGUCUGAGCUUGGGUUGAGUGGGGAGGAGGCUGAGUUGGAGCUUAGUAUGGGGAUGAGUUCGGAUUUUGAGGGAGCUAUUGCUUUGGGGAGUGAUCAGGUGCGUGUUGGGACUACUAUCUUUGGAGAUAGGCCGCCUAAAGCGGAAGCGAGGGUUGUUUAG